AGAGAAUGAUCGACUAAAAAAUUAUGCUGUAAUUUCAUUAAAACUUGAUGGUAUGCAUGGGCUUCCUGGUAAUUUAGAAUUUCCAAAUCUCAAGCUUCUAUAGCUGGAUUGCAAUGCUAGAUUACCACGAAUCUCAUAUGAUCUCAACAAAAGAAUGGAGGUCAAAGUACAAGAGACCCAAGAUAGUUUCUACCAAGGAAUGAAAGAACUUAAAGUGCUAGCUUUAUCCUAUAUGUACAGCUCAUUGCCGACAUCACUUGGAUGCUUGAUCAACCUCCGAACCUUGUCACUUUUUCGUUGCCGGCUUAUUGAUGAUGAUAUCUCUGUAAUUGGAGCAUUAGAGAAUCUAGAAAUUUUGAGUUUUGCUGGCUCUUAUAUCAAGGAAUUGCCGAAGGAAAUAAUAGGUCACCUUGCUUACUUGAAGGUACUUGAUUUGUUGGGAUGUAUAGUGGAAAGGAUUUACCCCGGGGUUUUGUCAAGCUUAUUAAAGCUAGAAGAGCUGUAUGUUGGAACCACCUUUCAACGGUGCUGUAAAGUUGAAGAAAGCAAAGAAGGUGCUAAAGCAAUUAUCGAUGAGCUGGCGUCGUUGUCCAAUUUGGUGGCUUUGGAUAUUGCUCUAAUAAACAUUACCUUCUGGCCGAGAGGUUUGGUCGUUGAGAAGGUAAAAAAGUUUAAUAUAGUUGUUGGCGUGACUGACUUUGACUACAUCCUUGAAAAUGUGAGUGACAUUAUUGAAACAAGGCUUAAUUUGCUGUUGAAGGGCACUGAAAUUCUGGAUGUAAACUCAAGAACAAAAGGUUUGAAAAUUCUGUGUGAUUUGGUCGAUGAAGAUGGGUUUGAAUGCUUAACGAAGUUGAGCCUACAAUACUUGUAUGAUUUACCUCAUCAAUACAGCAGAUGGGGUUCCACAGAGUGCUUUCCCUGUGUUAGAGUUUCUGAAUCUUCAUGAUCUACAUAAUUUCAAAGGGAUUACCAGUCAUGAACGCCGACUACCGAACAAGGCUUUCAGUGCAUUGAAAGUGUUGGUAAUGGAAUUCUUGUCUGAACUGACAAAUUUGUUGAAGGGUCCCACCCAACUUGUAUGGCUUGGCAACCUGACGUCUGUACAUGUGUGGCCUUGUGAGAAACUGGAAAAUAUGUUCUCACUUUUCAUAGCUAGAGAUCUAGUGCAACUGCAGGACCUUUCCAUAGGACGCUGUGAUAUGAUGGAAAUUAUUGUUUCGAUUGAAGGAGGAGAGCAUGAAAUAGCAACAGAUAAAAUUGAGUGUCCUAAACUAAAGCAAUUGCAUCUUAGAAACCUGCCAAGUUUUACUGCUAUCUGCAAAGCUAUGAAUAUAAUUGAGCUGCCACAACUGAGUUACUUGGUACUGCAGGAAAUACCAAAGCUGAAGCAUCUCUGGCCUGCUUCAGAUUCAGAGAGCAAUUGUGAUCCCAUCAUUCAACCCCUCUUCAACAACAAGGUAUGCUUCUCUUAUUUAAGAGCUUAAUUAAUUGCUAAUUUGUGAACAGCUUUGAAUUUAUUUACUAUUAUAUCUCUAUUGGAGGUUUAUUUUUUUUCAUAAUUGUGUACUAAGAUUGUGUGCAUUACUUUCACGCCAUAUUCAAUAUAAAUUGUGUUUUACAUACAUUUGUGUUUAUAUAUCUCUAAUCAUACCAAAUAAAAAGUAAAAUUUACCAACCAAAUUCCUAGGCGUAAAAUCUAUACAAAAUGAUGUGAUAAUUGUAUUUUGACAAUUUUGAGCCGUAAUAAUCGAUGUUUUGCAUUGAAGUGAGAGGACCACAUAAGGUCCCAUUGUUCUAUAUAAAAAACUUUUAUUAUAAAAAAUAAAAAAUAAUUAAAUUACCAAUUAUUUUAUCAACUAGUCACGUGUGUGGGACCCUACUGACAUGUGAGUAAUUAGUAAAACAGGGGACAGUUUGGUUUGUAAAUGUAGCAAAAUUCUUUUAAAAAAAUAAAAAAUAUAUGUUAAGAGCAUAAUAAUAGGGAAUGCAUCUCUCCAGCAGUUUGGCCCACUGUGAACCCACCUUAGACCCAUCUUGACAAUUCAAAUAAUUCAUCUUGUUUGACCCGUUAAGCAGAUUAUUUGUAUAAAAAAUUAGGUUGAUUGGGUAAUAAGAGUCACUGGAUUAGAUCACAUUUGUAUAAAAAAUAAUUAACAAAUAGUAAAACUUUUCAAUUAGUCUAUCAGUUUUUUUAGACAAAUGAGAUCUGAUCAAUUUGAUUUUUGGCUUGAAUGAUCUUCUAGGAGGGUCAUACAAAAUGAGCCAUUUCGAUCACUAAAAAAUGACGCCCAAUUAGUACACAUUAAUGUGUGUUUGGGAGGGAAAAUAUUGGGUACACAUCUAACUUUUGGCAUAAUGCACAAAGUGGUUCCAAAACCUCAUGGUUAUUAGGUUAAGAUUUUACCAUUAAACUUCUAUCACUACGACAAAUUAAUAUUUUAGAGAUAAAAAUUUGGACACGAAAUCUCUUUCUGGAGACUCAAAAAGUAAACCCUUUUGCACCAAAUUGUUUUGUUUCUAAAAUUACAUUUAUUAGUGACAGUUUCAAAUUUUGUCACUAUAGUCCUUAUUUUACUUUUUUGGACAACCUUUUCCUGACUGCUGUAAUUUGCAUCCUAAUAUUUUUUAUAAUAAUAUUUUUAUUUUUUAGGAUGAAAAUGUUUUUCCCUAGAACUUUUAUAUGUUAUAAUGGGUCAUAGAGGUGUGGCCCUAAUAAUAUGCGAUUGACUCAUGGAUAAACCUUUCCCUUCCAAAUUAGAGAAUAUAUGCCACUAUAAAAUUAAAAUAAGGUUCAAAAAAUUAAUCAAUUUAAAAAAUAUAUAUUUGAAUAGUUUCAACUUUAAAAUACUCACUGA
Molecule: messenger RNA, 2858 nt
Organism: Camellia sinensis
Lineage: Eukaryota; Viridiplantae; Streptophyta; Magnoliopsida; Ericales; Theaceae
Source: RefSeq, a predicted model, not a curated record